This is a messenger RNA of Anopheles funestus (African malaria mosquito), 1247 nucleotides long. RefSeq names its product ATP-dependent RNA helicase A-like. Bases 231 to 1082 code for a protein of 283 amino acids. The transcript has 5 exons. NCBI's taxonomy places the organism in Eukaryota, Metazoa, Arthropoda, Insecta, Diptera, Culicidae. The record is from RefSeq and is a predicted model, not a curated record.
UGAAUGAGUUUUUGGUAUAAGAAUUGUAAACUUUUAAAAUCGGUAGUUUAGUAGAGCGACAGCCACGACUGUCAUCGGAUCGUUCGCUGGACAUAACCGAAUACUCCUAGCAUGGGAAUUAAGGUGAAGUUUGCUUAGAAAACGAAGAACGAAUAUAGAUUUCUCUACCGACGGAUUUCCAUCAAUAAAAUUCUGCACACCAGUCUAGUAAAGUUGGUUGAACUUCUACAAUGAUCGUAACGCAUUUCAUACGGCCGUUGGUGCUAUUCACCAUAUUCUUCACGGCAACUGCCCAAGAGCGAUGGUCUUGGUCAGGUGGUGGAGAUAGCGAACGAAACAACGAUGUAAAAGGCAAUGCUGACCGAUUUAACGUACGAAGCGAUGUAUUAGAGUUUCAGGGUGCAGGAUCAACAGGAGCAACUUCUAAUGGCAAAAGAAAUUCAUUUUCAGAACGACAAAGUCGAUAUGAAGUGAAAGAAACUACCACCAAACGACCAUCAUUCUCGAGACCCCAGAAUGAUGAUUUUUCCGGCGAAUUUGGCGAAGGAAAUCAACCCAAUGAUUUUGGAUUCAAUCAAAAGUUUGGAGGUGGGGGACUUAUUAACGGGCAGUUUGGACCGAACCCGUACGGAAUUAACCAUGGUGUGGGUGGUUUCCCAUUUCAUGGUGGAAACGCACUGGGCGGUGGAUACUAUCCCGGUCAACAGCAGUUCGGGGGCGGAUACGGCGGUCUGGGGCAUGGAGCAGGUGGUAAUGGAAUUCUCGUGGGCCCCGGAGGCCCAACCGGUAUCAUCGGACGUCCCUAUAACCGGUUUCCGUACGGCGGGCACGGAUACUAUCCCGGUGGGAAUGGACAGCAUCCCUAUGGUGGAGGUUUCGGAAAUCCACCAUUCAAUGGACAUCCUGGUGGUGGGUUCUUUUCGCCCGGCGGCUAUCCCUCGGGAGGCUACUUUCCCCAACCGUUCGGUCCAGGUGCGAUAGGGCCCAGACCAUUCGGUUCAUUCCCGGGUGGUUCUCAAUUUGGUCCACAGUUCGACCAAACUCGUCAAGCAACCAAGAAGGUGGAAAAGAAAUCGAUCUAGAAGAGCAACCUGAAGCACCACUUUAGCGCCGCUGGGAUUGUAUUGCAGAGAUUGUUUGAUGAAGUUGUUCGUUGUAUUUUGUUGUAGCAAAAGUCCAAAGCGCUUGUGUUUUUUUGUUUUGUUUUAUUGAUAGCUUUCCUACGCAGACAUUAUUACUUACCGAUU